Molecule: messenger RNA, 3258 nt
Organism: Cyclopterus lumpus (lumpfish)
Lineage: Eukaryota; Metazoa; Chordata; Actinopteri; Perciformes; Cyclopteridae
Gene: angpt2a
Product: angiopoietin 2a
Exons: 8
Coding region: 373-1854 (493 amino acids)
Biological process (GO): Tie signaling pathway
Molecular function (GO): receptor tyrosine kinase binding
Source: RefSeq, a predicted model, not a curated record
CUGAAAGGAAUCUCCACUUCACUGAUCUGCACAGCGGCUGGCUGCAGUGAGGGGGGAGUGGUUUGAACUCACAGCUAAUCAGAGGAGCCAUGGGCAGCUCAAACAAGUGGUUGGGGGCUUGAAAAAAAGCGAGCACAUGCAGUCCGGCACAGUUAACCUAAAGGGAAUGACACACUACCUCUAAUUCCUGAUGGAUUUUUCUCCUCCUACCAUUGAGAGGUAAUAAAAGGAAUCUGCAGAAUCUCAGGAGGAUUGUUUACACUUCGAUGCUGCCGGGGAAAGCCAUCUAGUCAUUAAGAGAAGCUUAAGACAACCUAAAAAUCCAAGGAGCUAUAAUUGUACUAACUUUAAUUUGAGGUAAAUAGAUCUACUAUGAAGAUGCUCAAUGUGGACUUACUAGUUUUAAGUUUCUGCCUUGGUCUGGGGACAGGAUACAGUGCUGUUGCUAAGAGACCAUAUCAGAUCCAAAAUGGGCCGUGCAGCUACACCUUUCUGCUGCCGGAGCAGGAAAACUGCCAAACCCAAAGCAGCAACUAUGCAGUUCAAAAAGAUGGACCUGAGGACAACGAGGAGUCGGCUCAGAGGCUGGAACAACUGGAGAUCAUCAUGGAGAACAACACACAGUGGCUGCUGAAGCUGGAGAACUACAUACAGGACAGCAUGAAGCAAGACAUGGUCCAACUCCAACAGACUGCUGUACACAACCACACGGCUACGAUGAUUGAAAUUGGAACCAACCUGCUGAGUCAAACCGCUGAGCAAACGAGGAAACUGACCAAUGUGGAGGCCCAGGUAAUUCAUCAUUCAACUCGACUUGAGCGCCAACUGCUGGAAAAUUCCUUGUCAACCAACAAAUUGGAAAAACAACUGAUUAUCCAAACGAAUGACAUCAGCAAGCUGAAUGACAAAAACAGCUUUCUGGAGAAAAAGGUGGAUGAGAUGGAGGAGCAGAGGCAGGUGGAGCGGAAGAUGCUCCGAGAUGAAAAAGAGCAGCUUCAGGCUCUUAUACUCAGGCAGACAGCCAUCAUCGGUGAGUUGGAGCUGCAGCUGCUCAAAGUCUCCUCCAACAACACUGGACUGCAGCGUCAGCAGCAGGAGCUGCUGGACACCGUGAACAACCUCAUUCACACCAUCUCUGUCAGCUCAGCUCGAGAGAGCAAAACUGUCAUGAUGCAGGACACUCCUACCACCUUCAUGGACUGCGCUGCGGUCUUCAAGUCAGGAAACACCCAAAGUGGAGUCUACACUCUCACAUUACCCAACACUACAAUAGAGGUUAAGGCUUUCUGUGACAUGGAAACAGAAGGAGGAGGGUGGACCGUACUACAAAAACGCUUUGACGGCCAUGUUGACUUUCACCGAACGUGGCAAGAGUACAGAAAGGGGUUUGGAGACCCCUCAGGUGAAUUCUGGUUAGGCAAUGAGUUUGUCUCCAGACUGACAAUUCAACGGUCCAACCAUCUCAGGAUCCAGCUGAGUGACUGGGAAGGAAACUCUGGAUUCUCACAGUACGACCAGUUUUCCCUCGAAGGUGAAGCACAAAAUUACAGGAUACACCUUAAAGGCUUCAGUGGAACAGCAGGCAAAAUAAGCAGCAUCGGCCAGCCAGGAAGUGAUUUCAGUACAAAGGAUGCCGACAACGACAAAUGUGUUUGCAAAUGUUCACAACUGACAACAGGGGGUUGGUGGUUUGAUGCCUGCGGUCCGUCCAAUUUGAAUGGGAUGUAUUACCAGCAAGGCCAAAACUCAAAUCGCUUCAAUGGAAUCAAAUGGUACUACUGGAAAGGCUCGGGCUACUCACUGAAGUCCACGACAAUGAUGAUCAGACCAGCAGACUUCUCAGGUUCCCAUUGAACCGUCACUCUCAGAAUAAACAAACCGGGUGAGAAAUUAUGUCUGACAAACAGCAACAUACAACACAACCAAAAAUAAGAAGUAUCAAGUAAACCAAAGCACUUCAUGAACAUAUUUUACAUACUUUUGGAAAAAGACAUAUUUUGUGCAUUUUUAUGUUUAAUAAUUUAAAUCAAAUGGGUUGUUGCAAGAAAUUGUUACAUAUGGACUGUCAAAAUGACAAAUAGCUAUAGUGAAACUAUGUAUGACUGUGGUAUGUAUAGAUUACUAUGGGUAUAGUAAUUACACUGGGAAAUCUAGCUCAUCAAACAGAAGAUUAAAAUGUGACAUAAUGAAAUGGAUGAUGAUUUUUAUUUAGUUCAAUCAUCAUCCAUUUCAUUGUUUUGAAUAACAGCUGCCUAUGUCAUUGUAAAAAAAGGACACUAUGGUACAACAUGCAGAUGUCGUACCAUAGUCUAAAAUGAAAAUGUAAAAAAUGCCACAGAAAAUGUUUCUCUACAGAUAAUGUUGUUUUUCUGAGAAUGUAUGUACAUUUGUUGUUUAAUUUAUAUGUAGAUUUAUAAGAAGUUUUAUAUUUAACAUUGUAUACGAGGGAAAUUCAAGUCCUAGCUAGUUAACAAUUUCAUUGCACAUUCACACUAGGAGGAAUUCUUUUGAUAUAAUUCUGCAGUACCUUUCCACAUGCUCAUACAUGACGAUUCUCUUUUCGCAGUAUUUUGGGAAUGUAUUUCUUUAUUUAUGUUAUGUUUCUUUUGAAGCUUCAACAAGCAACAUUUAUGAUAAAUCUGUGAUAGUAAGGAAGCUACAUUUCUGAAUUAUUUGUAAUGCUCUACCAGCUGUUAUGUAGUUGAACAUUAAACACAAGGCAGAGAGCUUAAGACAUAAGCCUCAACUCUAAACUCCUUUCCCACAACAGUCCUGUUCUACACUUUAACAAUGCACAGCCUGGUGAAUGCACAAUUGCCAGAGCACCACAUAUUGUUCAGUAAUGUCUAUUUUCAAGAACAAAAUAAAAAUUCUAAAUGUUCAAAAGUUUCAUUUCUUGUCAUUGCUUUUAGGUCACUAAAACAGUUCACCUACACAUUUCACAUGUAAUCCCCACAUUUUAAGAAGAGUGCAAUAGGCAUAGCUAAUAGUGGGCAAUGUGGAUAAUAUCCUUUAUCACAGUUCAUGUGAUUUAGAUUUAUGCAGCGUUGUGACAGUCAAUUGGGGUUCAAUGGGAAUGUCUUGUUUUUGGCUAAUUCAGCAAACUAGAUACCUGAAAAAUCAAGGAACAGUACUACAUCAGAUUAAUCCAAUACAGCUGUAAAUUAGUCUUGAUCAUUGGUAACAUUGGUAACAUGUAGGUGUUGGUCCUUUUAUUUUUUACUAAUUGUAUCUUUAUUUGAACAGAAGCAUUUAAUA